Cicer arietinum (chickpea) is the source of this 1029-nucleotide messenger RNA. The record is from RefSeq and is a predicted model, not a curated record. NCBI's taxonomy places the organism in Eukaryota, Viridiplantae, Streptophyta, Magnoliopsida, Fabales, Fabaceae.
AUGAACAAGAGACCAAUUGAUGUGAAAUGGGUCUAUAAAUUGAAAUUGAAACCUGAUGGGCAGAUUGCUAGAUACAAGUCCAGACUUGUAGCAAAGGGAUUUUUGCAAAAACAUGGGUUGGACUAUGAUGAGGUAUUUGCUCCAGUAGCUAGAAUUGAGACAGUAAGAAUGGUAGUUUCAAUUGCUAGCUACAAAGGCCUGAAGCAAGCUCCUAGAGCUUGGAACAAGAGGAUUGAUAGAUUCCUCAUAGAGCAGCAAUUUGAAAAAUGUGUGAAUGAGCAUGGAGUUUAUGUCAAGAAGGGAGCAGCAGCACCUGCACUGUUGAUAUGCCUUUAUGUUGAUGAUUUAUUGCUAACUGGCAGUGAUGAAGUGAAAAUCAGUGAGUUCAAAUUCAGAAUGGAGAAGGAAUUUGAGAUGACUGAUUUGGACAUGCUAGCAUAUUUCCUUGGUAUUGAGUUUGAAACCAGGAAAAAUGGAAUUUUUAUGCAUCAAAAAAGGUAUGCAAGUGAUGUAUUAAAAAUGUUUAAAAUGCAAGAUUGCAAUGGGAGCAGCACCCCAUCAGAGUCAGGGUUGGUGCUAUCCAAAGAGGGCAAUGAUUUGGAGGGCAAUGAUGAGUUGAUUGAUCCUACAACCUUCAAGAAAAUUGUAGGAUCGUUGAGGUACUUGUGCAACACUAGGCCAGAUAUCUCAUAUAGUGUUGGGAUGGUUAGUAGGUACAUGGAGAAGUCUAGGACAUCACACUACAUGGCAGCAAAAAGGAUCUUGAGAUACAUAAAGGAGACCAUUGAACUUGAGCUGUUAUAUUCCAUAAAACUGAAUGAAGAGGAAGCUGAAUUUAUUGGUUUCACUGAUGCUGAUUGGUGUGGAGAUAUGGAUGAUAGAAAGAGUACAAUAGACUAUGUGUUUACAAUCAAUAACUCACCAAUCUCAUGGUGUUCAAAGAAGCAAAGCAUAGUAGCAUUAUCUACUUGUGAAGCGGAAUAUGUGGCUGCAUCCAGGAGAGCAUGCCAAGCUGUGUGGAUGGCAUAA